UAUGCAAUGGAGAGCCUGAAAUAUUGGCUAAUAGAGCACCCUUCCAUCGUGUCCUUCAGGUGGAGUUCUACACAAUCAUAUGGUGCCACGUGGUGGUUCCUCAUCUCCGCCAUCUCACUUUACAUCGCCGCCGCCGUAACCCUUCACCUCCUCCUUAUAAUUCUCCGUCGCCGGCGUCCCGUUCCGCUGGGUCCCAUCCCCGCACUCCACAACCUCGCCAUGUCUUCAAUCUCCAUCGCCACAUUCAUCGGCAUGCUCUUCUCUUCCGAAGCUGAAGCACGCGACACUCGCUGGCUAUGGCAGCGUAGCAGAACAACCUCUUUCGAAUGGUUGCUCUGUUUUCCACUCGGUAUUCGUCCCUGCGGUCGUGUCUUCUUUUGGUCCUACGUUUUCUACCUCUCUCGUUUUCUCCACUUGUUUCGCACGUUCUUCGUCGUUCUGCGUCAUCGGAGACUGUCGUUUUUUAGAUUGUUUAACAACUCGGUUCUGCUGCUCAUGUCGUUUCUAUGGUUGGAGUUUUCGCAGUCACUUCAGGUGCUGGCGAUUCUGUUUUCGACGGCGGUAUAUUCCGUUGUGUAUGGAUACCGGUUUUGGACGGAAAUCGGGUUGCCAAGCACGUCGUUUAAGUUGGGCGUUAAUUUUCAGAUGGUGCUGUUAUGUUGUAAUUUGGUGUGCCACGUUUGGGUGCUUUCGUUGCAUUACUCAAGAGGAGGGUGUAACGGAAUCGGCGCGUGGGUUUUUAACUCCGUCUUGAAUGUUGCUUUUCUUGUUCAGUUCUUGAAGUCAUAUGUGAAAAAAAUGCGUUGGCAAAGGAAGGGUGAAGGAUUAUCUUCUUCAAAACGCGAGGAGGACAUUGCCAAGUGA
Molecule: messenger RNA, 864 nt
Organism: Abrus precatorius (Indian licorice)
Lineage: Eukaryota; Viridiplantae; Streptophyta; Magnoliopsida; Fabales; Fabaceae
Product: elongation of fatty acids protein 3-like
Exons: 1
Coding region: 7-864 (285 amino acids)
Biological process (GO): sphingolipid biosynthetic process; fatty acid elongation, saturated fatty acid; fatty acid elongation, polyunsaturated fatty acid
Cellular component (GO): endoplasmic reticulum membrane
Molecular function (GO): fatty acid elongase activity
Source: RefSeq, a predicted model, not a curated record